AUGUCCGGCUUACAGCAGCAGCAACAGGAACAGCACCAACAGGUGAGCAUCAAAAUGGAACCGAUAGGACCGAGCAGCCCUCCGUCGGGCGUCAACAGCAACCUGGUAGUCCGGGUGGACCAGAACUCGGAAACAGACUUACAGGCGCUGUUCGACACGGUUCUGAAGCCGGACGGCAAAAAGCCGCUCCAGUUACCGUUGCGCAUGCGACAGCUGCCCAAGUCGUUCUUCAACCCUCCAUCGACGGGCUCCAAGUCGCCGUCUAUAUCGCACAGCCGCGAAAACUCGGGCGACUCGGCGUUCGGCACUGCAAACGCGGGACCGUCGUGUUCAGGGCCGGUUCCAUUACACUCGCGCGCGCACAGCUCGCCCGCCUCGCUGCAGCAGACGUAUGCCGUCGGAGCGGCCAUGCAGCAGCAGAAGCAGCAUCACGCCAAACAGCGCAGCUACGACAUUUCCAGCACCAUCGACGAGUUGUUGGCCCGCUGCCGCAGGGUUGGGAACAGGCCCGGACGCCAGAGGGACAGAUUUACUAUAUGA
Macrosiphum euphorbiae (potato aphid) is the source of this 540-nucleotide messenger RNA. NCBI's taxonomy places the organism in Eukaryota, Metazoa, Arthropoda, Insecta, Hemiptera, Aphididae. The record is from the annotation of a GenBank genome assembly.